AUGAACUCAAAAUAGUUAAAAUUCGAGGAGGAAUAAGAAAACCCUAAUAAAGAGAAUGAAGGCCCAUAGGAGAUUAAUCAACAUAACCUAUUACAUUCAAACAGACCUCCUUUAACAGAUAUUACGGAAGUUUUAUAUCCUAAAAAAAAAUCAAAAAAACCAUAAUAGCAAUAACAAUAAUAAAAUGUAUUUAUGUCUACAGUCUCUUUAAGAUGA
Molecule: messenger RNA, 216 nt
Organism: Paramecium tetraurelia
Lineage: Eukaryota; Ciliophora; Oligohymenophorea; Peniculida; Parameciidae
Exons: 1
Source: RefSeq, a predicted model, not a curated record